CGCUUCGCCCUCGCUCGGCUCCGGCUGGUUCCGCCGCCGUGCGCGCCGCCCGCGCUCCUGCUGCGGCGAAGCUGCCCGCCCGGGAGCCAAUUAGCGCUCGGCUAGGCGGGGUCCACUUCCUCGUCGGCCCGGCGCGCGCUCUGGACUGCUCCGGCGGCCGCGGGGCGGGGCGGGGCACUCGGCGGAGCCGCUCAGCCUGCGUCCGCUCUUCCCGCAGCCAAGGGUGGGCGCCGGUCCUAGGAGGCGCACGGUUGUAAGCCAGACAAAAAGAACUGGGGUGCCCGGAGUGCCAGGUGGCGGGCAAGCGGUGGGCUUUUCGGCGGGGUCUUUAGGAUUUGCAGCUCCUGGAAGCGAGAUGUCGAAGCCGCCACCCAAACCAGUCAAACCAGGGCAAGUUAAAGUCUUCAGAGCCCUGUAUACGUUUGAACCCAGAACUCCAGAUGAAUUAUACUUUGAGGAAGGUGAUAUUAUCUACAUUACUGACAUGAGCGAUACCAAUUGGUGGAAAGGCACCUCCAAAGGCAGGACUGGACUAAUUCCAAGCAACUAUGUGGCUGAGCAGGCAGAAUCCAUUGACAAUCCAUUGCAUGAAGCAGCAAAAAGAGGCAACUUGAGCUGGUUGAGAGAGUGUUUGGACAACAGAGUGGGUGUUAAUGGCUUAGACAAAGCUGGAAGCACUGCCUUAUACUGGGCUUGCCACGGGGGCCACAAAGAUAUAGUGGAAAUGCUAUUUACUCAACCAAAUAUUGAACUGAACCAGCAGAACAAGUUGGGAGAUACAGCUUUGCAUGCUGCUGCCUGGAAGGGUUAUGCAGAUAUCGUCCAGUUGCUUCUGGCAAAAGGUGCUAGAACAGACUUAAGAAACAUUGAGAAGAAGCUGGCCUUCGACAUGGCUACCAAUGCUGCCUGUGCAUCUCUCCUGAAAAAGAAACAGGGAACAGAUGCAGUUCGAACAUUAAGCAAUGCCGAGGACUAUCUCGAUGAUGAAGACUCAGAUUAAUUCCUUUCUGGAGCUUUGAGAUCUAAAACUUCUGUUGCUUUUGCCAUUCCAAAACUUUGUCUUUGCCAGAAAAGUGUUGGUAACUAUAAAGAAAAGUAUAUAUGAACACGGCAGUGUUGCACUGUGUUUGAGUAGAACGUGUAAAUGAAUUGUUCCCACCUUUGGUUUGCCAGUAAGUGACUGGAUUCUUGGUUGUAUAAAAUACAUUUGUGUUCACCAAAGUAGAACAAGAAGAGAUUAUUUCUAUUCAUCAAGCAAAAGGAAUUUUAAGAUUUUUUUUUCUUUAAAAACAAAUUAGGAUUUUUUUUUUUUUUUUUUUUUUUUUUUAGUUAAAGUGCUUUACCUCAAUGGUUGAGAUAUUUUGAAUGGAUUUUUCAAGGGGGGAAAAUGCUUAUUAUAAUAAUAAACCAAAAUACUUAACAGAAAAUUGUCAGCUAUUCUGACAAAAAUAAACAUUUUGAGAGACUUUA
Messenger RNA from Gorilla gorilla gorilla (western lowland gorilla), 1470 nucleotides. It is a transcript of the gene OSTF1, whose product is annotated as osteoclast stimulating factor 1. The coding region runs from base 356 to 1000 and encodes 214 amino acids. Gene Ontology annotation, biological process: signal transduction. The transcript is spliced from 10 exons. Gene Ontology annotation, molecular function: protein binding. The record is from RefSeq and is a predicted model, not a curated record. NCBI's taxonomy places the organism in Eukaryota, Metazoa, Chordata, Mammalia, Primates, Hominidae.